AGCAAAGGAACCGUCCGUCUCGUGUGCGAGCUAGCUGCUUCCACCAUGGCCAAGCUCAGGCUGCUCUUCUCGCUCUCACUCGUCCUCUUCCUGCUCCUCGUUGAGACCACCGCUCCCCAUGGACAAGCCCAGGCUAUCGGUGAGUACAUUGCGGGGGGGGGCUGCUCGUACCGGUGCAGCAAGUCGGGGCGGCCCAAGAUGUGCCUGAGGGCGUGCAACACCUGCUGCCAGCGCUGCGGCUGCGUCCCGCCGGGCACCUCGGGGAACGAGAACGUCUGCCCCUGCUACGCCAACAUGAUCACCAAGAACGGCAAGCACAAGUGCCCAUGAUCGCGCUCGAUCCGCAGCGAUCCCAUAUAUGAUCGAUCACCAGCUUGCCAAGACAACCAUAUACAUAUGACAUGCAUGAUAGCACUAGUAUAGUCUAGCGACCUACUUGUUACCUACGCUUCAGCCAUGUAUCCAUCCAUCGUUUAUGCAUGGCUUCCUACCUGCAGUACCACCACUAUGAAUUAUAUGACACGUGAAAAAGGUCUAUGUCUGUCUGUGUGUGCCGUGUGUUUUCGAUCGUACAUGAAUAAACAUAGUGUU
Messenger RNA from Phragmites australis (common reed), 591 nucleotides. Its product is annotated as cypmaclein-like. The coding region runs from base 46 to 330 and encodes 94 amino acids. The transcript has 3 exons. The record is from RefSeq and is a predicted model, not a curated record. NCBI's taxonomy places the organism in Eukaryota, Viridiplantae, Streptophyta, Magnoliopsida, Poales, Poaceae.